AUGAUCGACCGUGCGACGCGCUGGCCUGAAGCCUAUCCAGUCCGUGAUAUCACCGCAGAGGAAACCGCGAAGACACUGUACGACGGCUGGAUAUCACGAUUUGGCUGUCCCGCGAAGAUAACGACAGACCAAGGAAGACAGUUCGAGAGUCAGCUGAUGGCCUGUCUCACUCGUACAAUGGGAAUAGAGAAAAUUCGCACUACGCCCUAUCACCCGCAAUCGAACGGAAUCAUCGAACGAUGGCACCGAUCCAUGAAGGCAGCUAUAGUAGCUCGAUUAACUCCUAACUCUAACUGGAUUAUCGAGUUACCCACCGUGCUACUCGGACUACGCGCAGCCACACGAAGCGACACCGGUGUAAGCGCCGCCGAGCUAACAUACGGCUGCACACUACGCUUACCCGGUGAAUUUUUCACUCCGCCGUCAGCCACGCCUACCAUUAUGGAUUACGCCUACGUAGAAGACCUACGCCGAGCAAUCAACAGCCUACGACCAAUACCUACAGAGCCACAUAACAACAGCAGAGCAGUUUUCGUCCAUCCGCACCUACAAACUUGCGAGAGCGUAUUCAUGAGAGUAGAUGCCGUAAGGAAACCUCUAACAGCGCCGUAUGAAGGUCCUUAUCGUGUACUAUCGCGCACGGAUAAGUUUUUCACACUCCAGUUGCCAAAUCGACAAGCAACAGUGUCGAUAGACCGCCUGAAACCGGCCUACAUUCUCAAUGAAGACGAACCGACCGAAGAUACGACUACACCUGCAUCGCCUGAGAAGAACGCUCAUCAUACCAGUCCUCCACCAUCGAAUCGACCUACAUCGAGCACAGAAGAGAAGAAGACGCAGUCUGGCCGCAUUGUCAAGAGGCCGGUACGCUUCGCUUGA
Pectinophora gossypiella (pink bollworm) is the source of this 879-nucleotide messenger RNA. RefSeq lists its product as uncharacterized. The record is from RefSeq and is a predicted model, not a curated record. Gene Ontology annotation, molecular function: nucleic acid binding. The transcript has a single exon. Lineage: Eukaryota; Metazoa; Arthropoda; Insecta; Lepidoptera; Gelechiidae. Bases 1 to 879 code for a protein of 292 amino acids. Gene Ontology annotation, biological process: DNA integration.